Messenger RNA from Naegleria gruberi, 429 nucleotides. RefSeq lists its product as uncharacterized. The coding region runs from base 1 to 429 and encodes 142 amino acids. Lineage: Eukaryota; Heterolobosea; Eutetramitea; Acrasida; Naegleriidae. The transcript has a single exon. The record is from RefSeq and is a predicted model, not a curated record.
AUGAGUUAUCCAGUAAUUGUGAGAAUGCUUUUGCAAUCUGGGAGAAUGACAGAUGAAAAAUUGGAAUGCAUUAGAAAAAAGUGGCAAGAAUCAAUUAAGAAAAUGAAUCAACGCAGCACUAGUAUUAAGAAUGAAAAACAAGUACUGUUGAAUAUUAUCAAAAAGAUUAUCAAAGACAGAUUGGAUAUAUUAAAAUUCUUUAAAAAUGAAUUGAAAAGUGCACAACUAGGAGAUGGGAAAAUGAGACCAGCAGUUGAAUUGGUCAAGGAAACACAGGACAUUAUUGAAAAAUUGAAAACUUUUGAAGAAUUAUCGUUGAGCUAUCCAAGUUCUAAUUACUUUCAUGAAUCGUUUAAUAAUUAUAUAAUAGAACAACAGGAAGCUUACGAACCAAUUGAGUUGGAUAAUAUUAUUUCCAUACGAGGUUAG